AUGGAGCAGAGCUGGAGUACGUUUCUUUUCCAACAGGCCAAUGACGCUCUCCACCAUCAGCACCAGGUGGCCCAGAACAACCUGCUGCCUCUUCUCAAUGCAGGAUCUGAACCAGUUGACCAAAAGCCUGUUCUUCCAAUCCAAAUGGAGCAGAAGCCUUCUUCUGGUGUAGCCGACAAUGUGAUGGGUGGCUUAGGAGCACGGCCCCUAGUCCCUGUCAUAAAGAAGGAACACAAAGGAAAGACACCGUUUGUGUGCAACAUCUGCCACAAGGCCUUCCGGGAUAGCUACCACCUGCGGCGCCACGAGUCCAGUCACACAGGCAUCAAGAUGGUGUCACGGCCAAAGAAACUCCCAGACACGGCCCCCACGAUGGUUCCCAUGAUCUCCAGCAUGUCACGCGAGAACAACGGCACCCUGGCGUACAUCUCCACAGCGGCAGGUAUCCUUUCCCCCGCAACCUCCUCGGUCUCCUCCGGCAGUAGCAUCAUGACUCCCUCCUCCAUGGGAAACAUGCAGCAACAACAAAACGUAGUGAAGAAACCACCAAAGCCCGUGAAGAAGAACCACGGCUGUGAGAUGUGCGGCAAAGCCUUCCGAGAUGUCUAUCACCUGAACCGUCACAAGUUGUCUCAUUCGGACGAGAAGCCAUUCGAGUGCCCCAUUUGCCAACAGCGCUUCAAGAGAAAGGACCGUAUGACCUACCACGUCCGCUCUCAUGACGGCGGCGUGCACAAGCCCUACAUCUGCUCAGUGUGUGGCAAAGGCUUCUCUCGACCGGAUCACUUAAGCUGCCAUGUGAAACAUGUGCAUUCUUCAGAAAGGCCCUUCAAAUGUCAAGUAACUGCCUGUACCUCUGCUUUUGCCACCAAAGACCGACUCCGCUCACACAUGAUCCGACAUGAGGGCAAAGUCACCUGCACCAUCUGUGGAAAGAUGUUGAGUGCUGCUUAUAUUACCAGUCAUUUGAAGACUCACGGACAGGCCAACUUUAAUUCCUGUAAUAAAGAAGUCACUGAAGUCUGCAACUCUGCCUCAUCCACUCCAGUUACCAGCGCCCCAAUCAGCACAGUUAUGAACAGGGGAAACUCCAACAUCAACCACCCAAUCACCAUCGCGGCCCAAAUGAACAUUAGCACAAACACGGUGAACAUCACCUCUCCCAUGAGCCUUCAGCACCCACUCACCAUCACCGGACCCGUCAACAUCACCUCUGUCAACAUUCCCACCUCCUCCCCCAUGAACAUUGCACACCCUGUCGCCAUAACAACCCAUGCAAUGCCAAUGAACAUCACUGGUCCGCUCAACAUCGCCAUGAGGCCAAUGGAUAGCAUGUCAUUUCUGUCUCAAGUCUUGCCUUCCUCGACACACUGGUAA
Molecule: messenger RNA, 1377 nt
Organism: Knipowitschia caucasica
Lineage: Eukaryota; Metazoa; Chordata; Actinopteri; Gobiiformes; Gobiidae
Source: the annotation of a GenBank genome assembly